Cephus cinctus (wheat stem sawfly) is the source of this 1081-nucleotide messenger RNA. RefSeq lists its product as uncharacterized. The transcript has 2 exons. The coding region runs from base 47 to 1033 and encodes 328 amino acids. The record is from RefSeq and is a predicted model, not a curated record. NCBI's taxonomy places the organism in Eukaryota, Metazoa, Arthropoda, Insecta, Hymenoptera, Cephidae.
UACACUGCUGUUACGUGUGGCCAAAAACGAGCGCGAUUCAGUGAAAAUGCAUCGCGUACAUAAGCUCGAAGGCUUGCGCGUCGAAGGUUGGUGGUUCCUGAUAGGUUUUACGGUGAGUGCUGUAGCCGUUGUGAUGGACCCGACCCCAAAGAUCACGAGGGCGCAGGUCAAGCAGGAGCCCCGUUCGGUGGGAGGUGCAUUCCAGGAAAGCCUGGACUCGUGUCUCGCCGACAGAAGUCAUGGCACCAUUGAGUGCGCAAACCGUGGAGCUCUCGGGGUCCUCCAAAAGCUAAACGAGGACGAUGAGCUUGACUUUGGGGAGAUACGACUCGAGCGGGCCAACGAAGAGGCGCGCGACCUUCUCGACCUCGACUACGAUCCAAAGAACUUUGGAAACGUCGUGCAGGCUGCGGCUCGGCUCAUAGAACAGAGAAACCUCAAAUGGCAACUGGACGGAGUCUAUCCGGGUCUGGUGAUGCAGGCUGGCCCCACGCUCAACGGCCAUGGCAUCCUCGAGUUCGUGCUGGACGAGAGAACGACGAAUGCCUACAGCGAGAGGGAACUCGGAACUGGACGCAUGCUCGUAAAGAGCCUACUGCUGCCCUUCCUGCUGGGCUUCAAGUUCAACCUGGCGACCCUGAUACCGCUGCUUUUUGGAGCACUCCUCGUUCUCUCGAAGAAGGCUUUCCUCGUGGCGAAAGUAGCCACCCUGGUGAGUGGUCUCUUGGGCUGGAGUUCUCUCUUCGGCGGGACGCAAGGACAGUCACGGCCCACGCUCCAAGGGUACAACGGUUAUGGAUUCGACUAUGGCCACGGUCACCAAUUUGAUGGUGGCUCUUCGGCGUAUCACGUGGACCAGGAGAGUCCGGUGUACUUGCCAUACCGCGAGAUACACACGGCUGACUUUGCUCCUUAUAAGCAGCAGCAGCAUGUCAUCAGGGAAGUUGUGAACGUCUAUCACGGAGAAGGAAACGGAGGCGCGAGCCAGCCGGAACGGGAGAGGAAGGGUUUCGCAUGGUCGAGAACGGAUUGAGGGAAACUAGACAUGAUAUUUAAUAAAAUUAAUAGUACUGAGUUGCCA